GGAGCCUUCAGUCGACCGAGGGACCUGCGGGCUACGCUCGGCUGGCGGGCCUGACCGAGACGCCAGGGGCUUGGGCGGGUGGACGGACAGUGUGAGCAGACAGACGCCCAGUGGCCGCCGGUUCCACGCAGGUCCCAGCUAGGCUUGCAUCCAGAGGCCGGCAGCAGACCGAAAGCGGCCGAAUCUCCUGCGCUCCGCCCGCCGCGGCUCCGGUGCCAGCGCCCGGUGGCCGCCGCCUCCUAAGUGAUUGCUGCUUCGCCGCCUCCUCCGGGUCCAGGACCAUGAAGCUGCUGCCGUCGGUGGUGCUGAAGCUCUUUCUGGCUGCAGUGCUCUCGGCGUUGGUGACUGGCGAGAGCCUGGAGCGGCUUCGGAGAGGGCUGGCAGCUGGAACCGGCAACCUGGACUCUCCCACCGAAUCUACAGACCAGCUACUGGCCCCGGAAGGCGGCCGGGGCAGGGAAGUCCUGAACUUAGAAGAGACAGACCUGGACCUUUUAAGAGCUGCUUUCUCCUCCAAGCCACAGGCUCUGGCCACACCCAGCAAGGAGGAGCGUGGGAAAAAAAAGAAGAAAGGCAAGGGGUUAGGGAGGAAGAGAGACCCAUGUCUUCGGAAAUACAAGGACUUCUGCAUCCACGGAGAAUGCAAAUAUGUGAAGGAGCUCCGGGCUCCAUCCUGCAUCUGCGAGCCCGGUUACCACGGAGAGAGGUGCCAUGGGCUGAGCCUCCCAGUGGAAAAUCGCUUAUAUACUUAUGACCAUACAACCAUCCUGGCUGUGGUGGCCGUGGUGCUGUCGUCUGUCUGUCUGCUUGUCAUCGCGGGGCUUCUCAUGUUUCGGUACCAUAGGAGAGGAGGUUAUGAUGUGGAAAGUGAAGAGAAAGUGAAGUUGGGCAUGACUACUUCCCACUGAGAGAGACCUGUGCUCAAGGAAUCUGCGGGGGCACUGCUACCUCUGAAAAGGCACAGCCGAUCGUAGACUCUGCAGAGGGAAAGCACGUCACAGCUCGUCAGGGAGACUCCUUCGUUCCCAGUUGCUAUCUAGAUUGGGCCUCCCAUAAUCUGGUAUUUUUGCCAAAAUACCAGAGCCUUCAAGUGCCAAACGGAAUAUGUCAAAAUGGGAUCUUGGUGAGAAGAAAACAAGAGUGAAAGACCUUCCUGCCCUUCUCAUUCCCCUCCUCCAAACUCCACGUCCCCUCAUAAGUGUGUUUAAACGAUUAACUUCUGGAUUCAGAUGCCAGUUAUAUUCCAUAUGCUCCAGGAUCUUUGACUGAUAAAAAAGAAGGAGAGGAAGAAGGAAAGCUUUGUGGGUUGGCAGACAGUAACAAAGAUCGAGAAGCCGUGUACUCAAGUAGCCACCAAGGGAUCUGCCAUUUGGACCCUCUAGCGCUGGAUUUGAUGAGCUAACUGUGAAAUACCACAAGCCCGAGAACUCUGAAUUUUGGGACUUCGACCCAGAUGGAAAAAUAACAACUAUUUUUUGUUUGUUUGUUUGUAAAACGCCUCUUAAAUUAUAUAUUUAUUUUAUUCUAUGUAUGUUAAUUUAUUUAGUUUUUAACAAUCUAACAAUAAUAUUUCAAGUGCCUAGUCUGUUACUUUGGCGAUUUCCUGGCCCUCGACCUUGUAUGCCCCGCCAUCUGGCUCAGCGCCGCACCCCUCUGCCACAACGCCGAGAUGGUUCUGUGACCCGUCUGUAGUAAUCUGUUCUCUGUCCACAUGUCUGAAGAUCUUUCACACUCACAGUGCCGCAGGGGGAGGUCAGUAGAGUCAGGAUAUAGGAGUUAACUUUGUCAGAUCCACUCUAUGAGUUGGACUGUGGUCUUGCCUAGGCGAUUUUGUCUACCGUUUGUGUUUUGAAAGCCCACGGUGCCGAUGUCCAAGCGUAACAGAUAUUGGUGUUUGCCUAUGUCCUCUCCCUGCCAAAUCUCAUAAGAGGUUGGGCUUCCAUGCCCGCGGCUUUCCUGGCUCCUCAACCCCCGUGGCCCCAGGCCCACAGAGUGGGAACUCCCUCCUCCCUGCGUCAUGACAUUUCCCUUACUCCGCCAUUCUUCUGGUGCUACUCCAUGCAGGGGUCAGUGCAGCAGAGGAUAGUCUAGAAAAGGUAUUAGCAAAGAAAAAGGCUGAGGAGGAGCAGGAAACAUUGGAGCCGACUGUUCUUGUUAACUGAUGACCUACCGAUUACUACAGAGUUUGGAGGUGAGGAGGGCUUUUGUGGAAACCCACCCACCUCACCGAACACUAAAAAGGUAUGCUGUCAUGGUCCCUUCUGGAAGUUUCUGGUGCCAUUUCUGAACUGUUACAACCUGUAUUUCCAAACCUGGUUCAUAUUUAUAUUUUGCAACUCAAAUAAAGAUAACCCUUACUCCA
Odobenus rosmarus divergens (Pacific walrus) is the source of this 2362-nucleotide messenger RNA. RefSeq names its product heparin-binding EGF-like growth factor (gene HBEGF). The record is from RefSeq and is a predicted model, not a curated record. Gene Ontology annotation, molecular function: heparin binding. The coding region runs from base 282 to 908 and encodes 208 amino acids. Gene Ontology annotation, biological process: positive regulation of cell population proliferation; positive regulation of mitotic nuclear division; epidermal growth factor receptor signaling pathway. The transcript has 6 exons. NCBI's taxonomy places the organism in Eukaryota, Metazoa, Chordata, Mammalia, Carnivora, Odobenidae.